AUGGAUGAACACAUGGUCAGCGCUCUUGUGUCUACUGUAGAGUUGAUAUCCUCAACUCUUGACGCCGCCCCAGAUAGUUGGCGUGACCAGCUGCAGACAAUCAGGAAUACUACCGCCUCCCUGGAGCUCAUUGACUCGACUCCGAACGAAACACGAAGGCGAUGGCAGAUACCUCUCAUCAGUGUCUUUCAGCGGGUAGCUUUUGCCGAUGCGGAUAAUGGCGGUGUUCCUGACGUAGCAAACUGGUGCUUGAGACAAGCGUUGACGCAGCUUCAACUAUAUCCCGAGGAUGUUGACCUCCUCACUCUGAUCGGGCAGAACUGGCUUCUUCGAGCACAGAAGUCUUUGGCAAAGAUACACCACAACGAGCGAGGCUCAUCCAGCAGCGGAGCCAGCUACGGCCACCCAUUGUCUCGAAGUGAAGAGGAAAGACUAGCGGCCAGGUCUGCUAUUGAAGCAGAAGAUCGACUCCACGCAGCGGACUAUGUUGAAGCCCGCGGCAUUCUCCUCCCAGCCACUGAAUACCUGAAGCGUGCAGUUGAUGCUGCCCGAGCUCAGGGGAGGUUGAAUGGAGUGCUUCUUGCGGCGGCCGCAGAAUCAUUCAUGAGCUUAGGCAACGUAUCGUCGACACGCAUCAGUGGGCCAUACUUUCACGAGGCGCUUGAUUAUCUCCGCGAAGCGAGUGGGCUACAAGGUUACAUGCUCCCAGCACAUUUGCAGCAAUAUCUUGAGGAAUACGGCCCGUUGGAUACCAUCACCUAGGGCUUGUCUGAAUACUACUCUGUCGUCGGGGACAGGGGCCGCAAUCAACAUUCACACUUAGUGCAUAGUACGAUACCCAGGCCUGGUGCCGUCAUCAAAUUUUGUAGCAAUUAAAGGCACAAUUCUCUCC
Lindgomyces ingoldianus is the source of this 892-nucleotide messenger RNA. RefSeq lists its product as uncharacterized. The transcript has 4 exons. Bases 1 to 762 code for a protein of 253 amino acids. Lineage: Eukaryota; Fungi; Ascomycota; Dothideomycetes; Pleosporales; Lindgomycetaceae. The record is from RefSeq and is a predicted model, not a curated record.